AUGGAUCCUGUCGAGCUCCUCGAUCGGCAGCUCCAGGCGCUCAGCGCCCCGGUCGACGGCGACGCCGCUCACGCAGAGCUCCAGGAGGCGCGGCGGCUCAUCGCGGAGCGCGACGAGGACAUCCGGUCGUACGAGGGCCAGGUCAACUCGCUCGAGGCGGAGCGGCGAGGCCUGCGCGCCGACGCGGCGGCGGCGCGAGAGGAGGCCAGCCUGCUGGCGAGCGCCGCCGAGGCGGGCGAGGCGGCCACCGCCGAGCUGCAGCGGCAAGUGUCGCGCGCCGAGGCGGACGCGCGGCAAGUGCCGCGGCUGGUUUCGGCGCUCGCGCGGCUCGCGCUCGAGGGGCAGCUGCUCACGCGCGCGGUUGCGGACGCCGAGGCGGAGACGCAGGAGGCGGCUCGCGAGCGGACAGAGCUGUCGGCCUCGCUCGCGCUCGCGCAGCAGCGGGGAAACGGCGAGGCGGCGGCGCGGGCGGCGCAGGAGCGCGCCGAGUCGGAGCGGCUGCUGGCCGAGGAGCGGCGCGCCGGCGCGCGACUCCGCGGCUCGAACCAGGCGCUGGAGGAGAAGCUUGCGGCGGUGGCGGAGCAGCUGGUGAGCGAGCGCGCCUCCCUGGGGUCGGUGCGCGCGCAGGCGGUGGAGGACGCUGCGAGGGUCGGCUCGCUGGAGGUGAGGCUGCAGGCGAGCGACGAGGCGCUGGCGGCGGCGCGGGACGCGCUGGUGGCCGCGCAGGCCGACGCGGCGGCCGACGCGCGGGCUGCGGCGCGGCACGAGGCGGAGGCGAUCCGGCUGGCCGUCCGUGUGGAGGCGCUCGAGCUGGCCGCGGGGCGGAGCGAGCGGGCGGCGGCGGUGCGCGGCGACGCCGAGGCGGAGGCGCGGGAGGCGGCGCAGGGCGCGGCCCGCGAGGUCGAGACCCUCCGCGCUGCGGCCAGCGCCGCGCGGGAGCUGGCCGAGUCUGCCGCAGAGAGCGCUGCGCGCGGGCACGCGGCGGAGCUGGCCCGGGCGAGAGAGGCGCACGCCAAGGAGGUGGAGGAGCUGCGCGUGCGGUGCGCCGACCUGGCGAGCGCCGCGAGCGCCGCGAGCGUGCGCGUGAGCAAGGCCGAGGCGGAGGCGCGCCGGCUCGGCCGGGCGGAGCGGCAGGGCGCCGGGCUCGAGGCGCGCGUGCGGCACCUCGAGGCGGAGCUCAAGAAGAAGUCGGAGAUGGCGGAGCGGCUGCUGCGCCGCCGGAGCUCGUACGCCGCGCCGCCGCCGGCCGCGCUGCCCCCCGCCCUGGUCGGCGAUUUGCUCGACCUCGACGCACCCGACUUGCCGCCGCAGCCGCUCGCGCCGCCGCCGGUCGCGACGCCGGCGCUCGCCACGCCGGCGAGCGCCGCCGCCGCCGCCCCGACGCCCAAGGGGGCGCCCUCGCCGCCCUUCAGCCUCGACGCCGUCCUCGCGGGCGCGCCGGCGGAGCCCGCCGCCGCCACUCUCUCCUCCCGCCCGGCCAGCGAGGCUGGCGAGGGAGCAGCGCCCGACGGGCCGCUAAAGGCCUUCCGGAUGCCGACGCAGACGGCCGCGGCCGCAGACAAGGAGAACACGGCGGCUGCGGCGGCGGCGCGUGCGCGUGGCGCGGCCGCGAAGCCACCGCACGGGUCGCACCGCCGGGACCCGUCGCCGCUUCCGGGCGGGAGCACGCACGGGCGCGUGGGCGCGGCCGCGGUCUCCGGCCCACGGCCCGCGUCGGAGCAGCGGCGCCGGUGCAGCUUCCGCGAGGUGCCCUCGCGCUACAGGUCCCCGAGCAUGCGCAGUGUCGCGCACGCUUCCGGCCAGGGCCGAUGA
Emiliania huxleyi CCMP1516 is the source of this 1812-nucleotide messenger RNA. RefSeq lists its product as hypothetical. The coding region runs from base 1 to 1812 and encodes 603 amino acids. The transcript has a single exon. The record is from RefSeq and is a predicted model, not a curated record. Lineage: Eukaryota; Haptophyta; Isochrysidales; Noelaerhabdaceae.